UGAUAGAGGGCGGUAUACACGAGCAACGAUACCCACGCGUUUCCAGAAAUUUUCAACAUGGCCAAACAUCAUCCAGAUUUGAUUUUCUGUAGGAAGCAGGCUGGCGUUGCCAUUGGCAGAUUGUGUGAAAAGUGUGAUGGCAAGUGCGUCAUCUGUGACUCGUAUGUGCGUCCCUGUACGCUGGUGCGUAUAUGUGAUGAGUGUAAUUAUGGCUCUUAUCAAGGACGAUGUGUGAUUUGUGGAGGGCCAGGGGUGUCAGAUGCUUACUACUGCAAAGAGUGUACAAUACAGGAAAAAGACCGAGAUGGCUGUCCCAAAAUUGUCAAUUUGGGCAGUUCCAAGACCGAUUUGUUCUACGAAAGGAAGAAGUAUGGCUUUAAGAAGAGAUGACAUCACUUCAGAGACACAGCCGUUUUGACCAACAUUAGGAACCUGUAAACCAAAUAAUGUGGUAUUAACAGUUAUUAUCAAACAUGCAAUCCAAGUAAUGCACCAUGACCGUGGAGGAAUAAUAUUUAAUCAGUGAGCCCCAACUCGUAGGGACCAUCAACAGAUCAAUGAGCUACAACUUUUGGGAAAAGUGGAACAGUUGGCCCGAACUCUUAAAAUAUCAAAUGUUCCCACUCUCAAGUGUUUUGGUUGCUUGGUACUCCAUCAGGUCUUGAAUGACCAGAUUCUCUCUAGACAGCAGUACAAAGCUAGGCUGACAUCAGACUGUGCCAAGAUUUUCAUGGACAAUUUAGAGCUUGACCCUUCAGUUUUUCUAUUGACAUGUACCUGCGUAGUUUUUAUAAGGGCACUUCACACUGAUGAGGUACAAUCGGCUGCAUAUUGGGGAUGGAAUGGAGAGGAUGACACCGUAGGGCACAGCAAAGCAAGAUAUUUUGUUCCACGUUUUCCAAGGCCUUAUAAUUAUCAUCUGUACAAAAUAGAAGAUUUGUCUCUGUACUUCAUAACAUAACUUACAUAACAUGGAAAGAAUUUUUUGCUACAAAGAGACAGGACGUUUAUUAUCAUUUGCAUGAAGUUAGCCAAAUUGCAUUUUGUUUAAAAUGUAAGCUAUUUAGGAUAACUAACAUCUAAAAUAAGCACCGUUCUCUUAGUUUGAAGACACUUACCGGUAUGUGUAACAUACAUGUAGGCCUACUGUACAUGACAUGGACGGAAAUUUGUGACAAAUUUCUGCCUAUGUUACGUUCAUAAUAUUUUGAACAUAACACCCUGCUGUGACAUGUAAAAAAUUGCUUUGGAUUUUUGCAGGAAACAUUAUUGUAGGGAGAGGAAUUAAAAAGGACAGGAUUUUGUGAAAUAUUUCUAUUGUAAUUUUUAUUGUGUCAGUAUUAACAUAUUCUUGGUCCAUGUUACAUGCAUUGCAUCCUGUUUCUGAAGAAAGCAAACAUAUCCUGUAACAGUGAGCUCAGUUUUUCAACUGUGGAGCAAGAAUUUACUGGUGCAAGGGGAAAAUGGGACCUGUCGCUUGAUAUUAUCCUGAUUUAUUUCCCAACCCUACACAAUUGUAUCCUAUUGUGAAAAGACCCAUUGUAUUUGGCGUGCAUAAUUUGUCUAAAGAUGAUAGAAAUUCUCGUAGAUUUGGCAUGUGUGCAUGGGCAUAAACAGAAUUACGUGAUGAAGCUUU
This is a messenger RNA of Acanthaster planci (crown-of-thorns starfish), 1636 nucleotides long. Its product is annotated as PHD finger-like domain-containing protein 5A. The record is from RefSeq and is a predicted model, not a curated record. Gene Ontology annotation, biological process: mRNA splicing, via spliceosome. NCBI's taxonomy places the organism in Eukaryota, Metazoa, Echinodermata, Asteroidea, Valvatida, Acanthasteridae.